This is a messenger RNA of Fusarium venenatum, 702 nucleotides long. The record is from RefSeq and is a predicted model, not a curated record. NCBI's taxonomy places the organism in Eukaryota, Fungi, Ascomycota, Sordariomycetes, Hypocreales, Nectriaceae.
AUGUCGCAUGCCUCAGCUCUUACAACCACAGUUCAGAAUUCGCGGCUACGUCUCCUCAACGCUCUUCGCGCUGAGUCGGGACCAAUAAUGACCUUUUUAGUUACCGCAAUCUCUUCUCAGGGUGUAUCUCCACUUGUUCGUGUUAGAAUGACCCACGUGGAUUUGAUUAAACGCUCUUUAGAUGCUGGUGCUCAUGGCAUUAUUGUCCCCAUGAUUAAUACGGCUGAAGAUGCUAGGAAUGUGGUUCAAUACGCCAAGUUUCCCCCUCAAGGUCAGAGAGGGCAGGGCUCAGCAUUUCCUGGGUUUGCGUUUGGGGUUGAUAUCCCAACGUAUAUGGCCAUAGCUAACGAGACACUUCUUACUUGUCUGCAAAUUGAGUCCAAGUUGGGUGUUGAGAAUGCUGAUGCUAUAUGCGCCGUGCCUGGUGUUGGUCCCAACGACCUUGCUCUUUCAAUUCUGGGCUACGUCCCUGUAAAGGGCGAUGAGCCUGAGUUUGUCAACGUAAUCGAGAAGAUUGUGGUAGCUGCUAGGAAGCAUGACAAAUGGGUUGGCCGCUUGUCGAAUGAUGGGACUUCGGCUAAGCAGCAUCUAGACAUGUUCGACACUGUAGCUCUUGGCUACGAUGUGCGGGCCAUACAGAAUUGGUAUUUCGCUGAGCUUCAAGUUGCACGGUCUUCACAGUACGACCGCAGUUUUAAAUAA